Eruca vesicaria subsp. sativa (arugula) is the source of this 2251-nucleotide messenger RNA. Lineage: Eukaryota; Viridiplantae; Streptophyta; Magnoliopsida; Brassicales; Brassicaceae. The record is from the annotation of a GenBank genome assembly.
AAAAUAACAAAAGAAAAAAUAAAAAGUUGCCGUGGAAGUAGAAAGGCCACCAAAUCAAGAGCAAGUGUGGAUAGAACGUGUUCUCCACCCGCCAAUCAAAUUUCAUCAAAAUCUCAAACUUCCUUUUUUCAAUUUCUCACACAUCUCUUUUAGAUUUCUAUCCAAUCAAAACCUUUCAAACUUGUCCCAAACCGGUUAAACCGGACCCAAACUCUUUCAAAUCCUCAAACAUAUUCUAUCAACGAUCUCCUGCUUCCACAUCGCUCCCCAUCCCUCUCUGUCUCUCUCUGCUCAGUUCCUGAUCUGGAGAUUGAGAUUUGGGGAAUCUAUGGCGGUUUCAAAUGCCUUUGUGGGCUGCCCAAAGCUUGAGACUUUAUUGAAUCACCAUUCUCCAUCUUCUUCUUCUUCCUCUACUUUGCAAACACCAUUGGGUCUCAUUGGUGUUCCGAGGAACAAUAGAGUCAAGCGUGGUCUCAUCCAGAGAGCACGUUGCGAGCUUUCUCCCUCUGAUUCUGCAAGCAUCUCUGCUCUCGAACAACUCAAGAACGCUGCAGCUGACAGAUAUACAAAGGAAAGAAGCAGCAUUGUGGUCAUUGGACUUAGCAUUCACACAGCUCCUGUUGAGAUGCGUGAGAAGCUUGCUAUCCCUGAAGCUGAAUGGCCCCGAGCUAUUGGCGAAUUGUGCGGUUUGAAUCACAUCGAGGAAGCUGCUGUUCUCAGUACUUGUAACCGUAUGGAGAUUUAUGUUUUAGCUCUCUCUCAGCACCGUGGAGUUAAAGAAGUCACUGAAUGGAUGUCAAAGACAAGUGGGAUUCCAGUUGCGGAGAUUUGUCAGCACCGUUUUCUUCUGUACAACAAGGAUGCUACACAGCAUAUAUUCGAAGUCUCUGCUGGUCUGGACUCUCUCGUCCUAGGAGAAGGUCAGAUCCUUGCACAGGUUAAACAAGUGGUUAAAGUUGGUCAAGGAGUGAAUGGCUUUGGGAGGAACAUCAGCGGGCUGUUUAAACAUGCCAUAACAGUUGGGAAGCGUGUCAGAACAGAGACAAACAUCGCUGCUGGGGCUGUCUCCGUUAGCUCAGCUGCUGUCGAACUUGCUCUGAUGAAGCUUCCGGAAUCUUCACACGCAUCCGCUAGGAUGUUGAUCGUCGGUGCAGGGAAGAUGGGGAAGCUUGUGAUAAAACAUUUGGUAGCAAAGGGUUGCACAAAAAUGGUGGUGGUAAACAGAAGUGAAGAGAGAGUUACAGCCAUCCGUGAGGAGAUCCCUUAUGUUGAGAUUUUGUAUCGACCUCUUGAUGAGAUGCUAGCUUCUGCUGCUGAAGCUGAUGUUGUUUUCACCAGCACAGCCUCUGAGACGCCGUUGUUUUUAAAGGAGCACGUAGAGACUCUCCCUCCUGCUUGUCCAGAGAUUGGAGGAGUGAGGCUUUUUGUUGACAUCUCUGUCCCGAGAAACGUCGGUUCUUGUGUCAAUGAAGUAGAUACCGCACGUGUUUACAAUGUGGACGACCUCAAGGAAGUCGUUGCUGCCAAUAAAGAAGACAGGCUGAGGAAAGCGAUGGAAGCUCAGACCAUAAUAGCUGAGGAAUCAAACCAGUUUGAAGCGUGGAGGGAUUCACUAGAGACGGUUCCUACGAUCAAGAAGUUAAGAGCUUAUGCAGAAAGAAUCAGACUGGCAGAGCUCGAGAAGUGCAUGUCCAAAAUGGGGGAUGACAUCAACAAGAAAACAACCAGAGCUGUUGAUGACUUAAGCCGAGGUAUAGUGAACAGAUUCUUACAUGGUCCAAUGCAGCAUUUGAGAUGUGAUGGGAGUGACAGUAGAACACUGAGCGAGACUCUUGAGAAUAUGCAUGCUUUGAACAGAAUGUACAAUCUCGAGAAGGACAUUUUGGAGGAGAAACUCAAGGCCAUGACAUCGGGACAACAAAAGUAAAAGAUAAGAAAGAAGAGGGUCUGGUCCAUCUCUUUUGACAGACAUAGCAAAAUGCAUAUAUCAUUAAGCUGAGGAUCUAUAUGAUUCAUUUAAUUUAAGUACCAGAGACGGUUUCUUUGGCUAACAUUUUAUGUCGUCUAAGUGUAAGUGUUUGAGAAGCUAAGCGAGCUUUGUUGCAUGUUUUUUGCUUCAUAAACUCGUAUAUAACGGUACUGAUCCAAGUACUGUUACUCAUCUGUAAUAUAUAAACUUUGGUUCAUGUGGUAUAGAGAUGUUUUUCCUUUUGUGUUUUUAUAUAUUUGUUAAUAUAAACUUUAGCUAAAC